This is a messenger RNA of Cheilinus undulatus (humphead wrasse), 3142 nucleotides long. RefSeq names its product sprouty related EVH1 domain containing 2a (gene spred2a). Bases 388 to 1674 code for a protein of 428 amino acids. Gene Ontology annotation, cellular component: membrane. Gene Ontology annotation, molecular function: protein kinase binding. The record is from RefSeq and is a predicted model, not a curated record. The transcript is spliced from 6 exons. Gene Ontology annotation, biological process: multicellular organism development; negative regulation of MAPK cascade. NCBI's taxonomy places the organism in Eukaryota, Metazoa, Chordata, Actinopteri, Labriformes, Labridae.
UAAGGAGGAGAUGGGGCUCGUUCGGGGCCAUCCUCACCGAAAACAGAGCUCCGUUCUCGGUCACAGCGUUCCAGUCCGGCCCGGCGGAGGAGGCGGAGGAAGAGGAGGUAGAAGAGGAAGAAAAGGCGUUGGAGGGGGAGGUGGAGGAGGCGGUGGUUGGGAGGCUCUGAUGCUCCUUCUGAUGCGCUCUGGAAAUUGAGAAGUAGAAGAAGAAGAGGAGGUGUUGGAGGAAGGAGGAGAUCCGAAGAUACACAACGCACAUCGGGGAAGGAGAUCUGGAUCCGCUGCCGCUCCUGCCGCUGCCGCUGAAGGGCGCGGAAACAUGAAGACACCGCGCCGUGCUGCCGCGGCGGGAGCUCGUUAUUACCGGAGGUGAAACGGAGAAACAUGAGCGAGGACACGCGCCCAGACGAUGACAGCUACAUUGUGCGUGUCAAAGCGGUGGUGAUGACCAGAGACGACUCGAGCGGCGGCUGGUUGGCUCAGGACGGCUGUCUGAGCAGAGUGGGCGUGUGCAGACUGCUGCCGGCUGAGCUGCUGGGACGAAACAGCUUCCUGAUCCAUGGAGAACGCCUCAAAGACAGGCAGGUGAUUCUGGAAUGUUUCUUGAAGAAGGAUCUGGUCUACACGAAGGCCACGCCCACAUUCCACCACUGGAAGGUGGACAAUAAAAAGUGUGGACUGACCUUUCAGAGUCCGGCUGACGCCAGAGCCUUCGACCGUGGGGUGAGGAAGGCACUGGAGGACCUGACAGAAGGGUCGACCACAUCAUCAUCCACGCUGCAGAACGAGGCGGAGCUUGGCGAUGAUGACGUCUUCACGACGGCCACCGACAGCUCGUCCAACUCAUCCCAGAAGAGAGAGCCCGCCAUGCACUCGCUGGCUCCGCCCCACUUCUGCGAGGCCAGGCGGCACCACUGCAUCCUGGGGCAUUUCUACGAGCAUCACCACAGGCCGUCUGAUCACUACUUCCUGGACCAGGCCGUGCACAUGUUCCCUCGCCACGUCAGCUUCCAGCUGGAGGAGGAGGAGAUCGUUCGCAUCAACCCUCGAGAGCGGACCUGGCUCACCGGCUAUGAGGAUUACCGCCACGCCAACUCUACGCGAGAUAAACUCACGCAGCCUGACAACCUGGAUGCUUACGUGCACUUUGCCAAGAGCGAGCUGCCCAAACACGACUACACGUACCCGUACCCGCUCAGCUGCGACGUGCAGCGGGUCUGUGACGGUAAAGCAGGCUGCCUGGAGCUGGGCGGCGGCCACAGGGCCGUGGUGACGGUGCAGCCACGAGCCCUGCAGCCCAAAGGGAAGAGGAGAAAGGAGGACGGCGAGCGUCUGCGCUGUGUUUACUGUCAGGAUAUGUUCAACCAUGAGGAUAAUGGGCGGGGCCGCUGCCAGGAGGCCCCCGACCCCAUUCAGACCUGCAUCAGACGGGUCAGCUUCAUGUGGUGCGCCGACAGCCUGCUGUACCACUGCAUGUCGGACCCGGAGGGGGAUUACUCAGACCCGUGCUCCUGUGACACCAGCGACGAGCGCUUCUGCCUCCGCUGGACGGCGUUGGUGGGUCUGUCUCUGCUGGCGCCCUGCAUGUGCUGCUACGCCCCCCUCAGGGCGUGCUACCGCUGCGGCGUCGCCUGCCACUGCUGCGGCGGGAAACACAAAGCUGUGGGAUGAGCCAUCGCAAAACCCGCCCCCUUCACAGAGACACUGCAGACUUGUAGGAGGAGGUGGGAUGACGUAGCCGCUGUGAUUUACCCGGUGUUUUUUUUUGUUGUUGUUGUUGUUCGUCUCGUCUCCGAGUUUUUAAAGGAGCAAAGAAGAAGAAGAAGGUUGUCUCAACUGAUGGGAAAAGGUUAGAUUUUUUGUUGUUGGUGGCAUCGAGAACCAAACGGAUUUAAAUUCUCUCAGACUGAACAAAGAAUAUUCAUUUCUAUAUAGAGAUCUAUAUAAAUGAAUAUAAAUAUGAAUAUAUAUAUAUGAACAGGUACUUUAUAUUUUUACACUCAUAUUUGAAAAGCUUGAAUGUGUCUUUUUUUCAGCAUCUUGUCAGUAUGAAUGUUUUCAUGUUUGUUCAGGGAGCUGCAGUUCGCCAACUCACUGCAAAAGAAUUCAGCCUUAACAGGAAAUAAUAAUCAUCUUUAUUAGUAAUGAGCUGUUUGGGCAAAAAGUUCAGACUAAAACAUGGAUACUACGUAGUUUUUCAGGGCUGAUAUCAAUACCGGUUAUUAGUAGUGCAUGUUUGGAAUGUUUAAAAAAAUAAGCAAAAUCAUUUAGAGCUACCUCUGUGGCAGGAAACAGGAAGUGAUGCAGCACACUCCCUGUGUCAGUGCCACCCAGGCCUCAGUGCUGAUUGGCUGGAAGUUGUGUGACAUCUAGCCAGUCAGAUGGUGAUUUUGGCAGAUUAUUGGUCAAUAAAAUGCCGAUAAUGAUAAUCAGCUAAACGCCAAAUAUCUGCAUCAAUAAUCGCCCCGGCCGAUAAUCAGCGGCCCCUGCACGGAUGCAGGUAGCCUAGUUUGGAGUGAAGAAUGGAGGCAGAAUGAAACUAGUCGGUUUUGUUUUGUUUUGUUUUUUUUUAUUUUACUCCUAACCUUCAACUGAAUCCCUGUCCUGAAGGCGAGAAAGCCUUUCUACUGCUGAACACUAUGGCAGUGGUUUUCAACCGGUCUAGCCUCAGAUCCCACCUGUGUCUUAAGCACUGGUUCCCAACCUAGGGUCCGAGCACCCCUGGGGGGGUGCCAAAGAUCCCAGGGGGGCCCAGGACCCUGUUUGCUCUGACGUUGUCAAAAUUAGAUGUGCAUGUAGCUUUUUAAAAUCAUGAUUAGAAAGAUAAUGUACAACAGCGAGUUAAAUCCACCUUCAAAGAUAAAUAAUAAUAAUAAUAAUAAAAUAAUAAAAUGAUGAAACAUAAAGAGAAUCUGUUCAUUUUUUAGCAAUAAAGUCAAAAGUUUGAGGUAAAAAAAUAAAUUUAGAUUAUAAAGAUGCAUAUUUAAAGGAAAACAUUAUCCAAAUUUCACAGAUAAAAAUUUAAAAAUUAAAGAAAAAAAUCUAAUUUUUUUAGUUUAAAAAUUCUCAACUUUUGACUUAAAGAGGUAAAUUUACAACAGUGUGAAAUAGAAAAAUUACAGGAAACCAAACUGAAAAC